Molecule: messenger RNA, 1601 nt
Organism: Contarinia nasturtii (swede midge)
Lineage: Eukaryota; Metazoa; Arthropoda; Insecta; Diptera; Cecidomyiidae
Gene: PolD2
Product: DNA polymerase delta small subunit
Exons: 5
Coding region: 76-1455 (459 amino acids)
Biological process (GO): DNA replication; DNA strand elongation involved in DNA replication
Cellular component (GO): delta DNA polymerase complex
Molecular function (GO): DNA binding
Source: RefSeq, a predicted model, not a curated record
UUAAAGCUGUGUAUUUAGCGCGAAAUAUCUGUAUACAAUAAAACAGAUCGUUUACUUUGAUCAAUUACAUUCAAAAUGUUGUUCUCAAAUGAAAAUUCAAUAAAAAAAACUACAGAUAAUUAUCAACGAUUAUCUACCGCAACAUUUGUUGAUUCAUCUGUGCGAUUUCAAUUGAAAGACAAGAAGACUGAUUACAGCAAGCAAUUUGCGCACAUAUAUGCUCAACGGCUAGAUCAAAUGCGACCACUUCUUCAAGCAAAAGCCGCUGAAAAAUGGGGUGACAAAUAUCCAAUAAAAAAGAUGGCAGAUUUGCGUGAAGACAAUCCAGAAAAAUGUGUUAUUCUUGGCACCACAUUUGUUCAUCAAAAAUUAAAGCCGAGCAUUUUGCGUGAGAUUUCAGAAGAGACACAAUUAACACCGCAACCAGUUCGACAGAAUUUCGCCGAUGAAUCAGACAUGGUUAUUUUGGAAGAUGAAGUUCAACGCAUUCAAUUGCUAGGUGAAUUUCCAGUUCAUCAAUUUGUUACUGGUAUUGUUGUCGCUGUUUUGGGAACUGAUUGUUAUGAAAACGACGAAGGAAAGUUCGUGGUUGAAGAUCAUAUGUUUUACGAAUGUGGUCCACAGAAACCGCUGAAAGAGUUGACGUCGUCACCGUUGCUGGUCUUUGUUUCUGGACUGGAUCAAUCGGCCACGCAUGAUUUUACGAUGUCACUUGAACUCUUUCAACAGUGGUUGUAUGGAAAUUUGCCGAAUUUCGAUAAAGACAUGGAUUUUGAGGCGUCGAAUGUGGUUCGUGUUAUUGUGGCUGGUAAUUCGGUGCGUACAACAAUGGAAGUGCGUGCAAAAACAAUCUUAAUGCGUCAACCCGAGUCGACGGUUACACUGCAAGCGGUUAAAGCUGUCGAUGAUCUUCUCUAUGGAUGGUCACAAUCGGUAAAUGUCGAUUUGAUGCCUGGAGAAUUUGAUCCAUCGAACUGCAUGUUGCCGCAACAACCCAUGCAUCAUUGUAUGUUUCCAAAUAGUGCACCAUGCGGUGCAUUUAAAUGCGUCACAAAUCCGUAUGAAUUUUGUAUUGAGGAUCGCCUUAUACUUGGCACAUCCGGCCAAAAUGUGACCAACAUUCAAAAAUAUUCACACAUCGAAGACACGCUUGACGCCUUGAAAUCGAUCGCCAAAUGGAGCAUUUUGGCACCAACCGCCCCAGAUACUCUUCCAUGUUAUCCGUACUAUGAUGAUGAUCCGUUUGUCAUUAAACAAUGUCCAAACAUACUGUUUGCUGGCAAUAUGCCCGAAUUUAAGACUGGAUUUUUUGAAGGACCCGAUGGACAGAAGAGUCGAUUAAUUUGCGUCCCAUCGUUUUCUCAAACCGAAAGUGUGGCCGUUGUUAAUUUAAGAACCUUGGAAUGUAAACAGUUGUGUUUUAAAUUAAAAGGUUUCGAUGAAAUUGAAAUGUAAGCUAAAAAUUAUGAAAGUAAAAAACUGUUCGUUCUUUUUAUUAAAAUACUUUUAUUGUUGAAUACAGUUGUAGCUAUAAGUAAGGUUAACUCAUGGAAUGAAAACAAGCUAUAGAAUUUCGAAAUAAAAUAUGAAAAAGCAAGCAA